GCCGAGGCAUCCUCUGGCACAUCGCGCCCCGGCCCGGCCAGCUCAGAGGCCCGGCCAGCUCAGAGGCGGUGGGAGCCCCUGGCCAGACUCUGACCUCCUUCCGGGGCCCAGAGCUGCGGCUUCCAGAUCUGAUCUGGGCGGCAUGCAGCCCCAGGAGAGCGGCGUCCACUACAGCAGGUGGGAUGACAGCAGUCGGGACGAGGUCAGCAUGGCUGCUGUCUCCAGCACGGAGGAGUCGUCCUGCAGGAGGAUCUUCCAGAAGCUCUGCACAGGCAAGCUGGGGAUCGCCAUGAAAGUGCUCGGCGGAAUUGCCCUUUUCUGGGUCAUCUUCAUCCUGGGCUAUGUCACCGGUUACUAUGUGCACAAGUGCAAAUAAAUUCUAAGUCACA
Dipodomys spectabilis (banner-tailed kangaroo rat) is the source of this 389-nucleotide messenger RNA. RefSeq names its product small integral membrane protein 1 (Vel blood group) (gene Smim1). Bases 143 to 376 code for a protein of 77 amino acids. The transcript is spliced from 3 exons. NCBI's taxonomy places the organism in Eukaryota, Metazoa, Chordata, Mammalia, Rodentia, Heteromyidae. The record is from RefSeq and is a predicted model, not a curated record.